AUGCGAUGCGCGAGCAAGGCCGCCGAGAGCGAGUCCGCACGUCUCUGCGCUAGUCACGAAGACACUCAUGUCUUCACAGAGUAUGAGCUCGGUGUCUCAUACUCUCCCGAUACUGAAGAUGGAUCUGUAUCAAAGGCGAUCGAAACCAAGCCGCCUGCCAAGCGUGGCAUGGAUGAUGCUACGCGUCGUAGCAUCUUUGGUUCAUCAGAAGAAUCAGAUGAACCAUCGCCGUAG
Peronospora matthiolae is the source of this 234-nucleotide messenger RNA. The record is from the annotation of a GenBank genome assembly. Lineage: Eukaryota; Oomycota; Peronosporomycetes; Peronosporales; Peronosporaceae.